AUGGAACAUCCCGGAGAGCAUCACUACAAAUUAAACCGAGUUAUUCUAUCGUUUAGCGGACUAUGGCCGUAUCAAAGCAAGUGGAGCGCUCAUUUAAUAAGAGCUGUUAUUUCUAUCCUAUUGGUAUCGUCUGUAAUUUUUCAGGUAGCGAGUUUUUUCACAACUGAUUUCACUGCAGAAUUUAUAGUCGAAGUGGUACCAGCACUUGUACCUACAUUAGGUACCUUGAGUCAACUGUAUGUGCGUACCAGACAAGGAGACCAACUUAGGGAUAUAUUUGAACAUAUGCGGAAUGACUGGAGGUUGCAAAAGACACAGUAUGAGAUAAAAAUUAUGCGCCAGCAUGCCGAGUCUACGAGAUUAUAUACAUUUUAUUACGCGCGUAAGAAAAACAUUUCAAAAGUUCGUUUUAUCCAAAGAAAAAGAUGAGCAUUUCUACCUGUAAGAUCGACAUUGUAUUUCCGUGUGCGAGAUCAAUAUGUGCUCUCUCUUCAUUAUCAGCAUUGGAUGUGUUAUUUGUUACACAUUACUUUCGACAAGUAUCACGCGCGACAUUUCUUUUAGCCAUUCAUAUCACAAUUUUAGUUUUAAAAAGCAUAUAUUA
Messenger RNA from Vollenhovia emeryi, 604 nucleotides. RefSeq lists its product as uncharacterized. NCBI's taxonomy places the organism in Eukaryota, Metazoa, Arthropoda, Insecta, Hymenoptera, Formicidae. The record is from RefSeq and is a predicted model, not a curated record. Bases 1 to 429 code for a protein of 142 amino acids. The transcript has 3 exons.